Messenger RNA from Rotaria socialis, 1503 nucleotides. NCBI's taxonomy places the organism in Eukaryota, Metazoa, Rotifera, Eurotatoria, Philodinida, Philodinidae. The record is from the annotation of a GenBank genome assembly.
AUGGUCAACAAAGAUUAUUAUGCUAUAUUAGGUGUCAACACAUCGGCUAGUGAUGAUGAAAUCAAACGCGCCUAUAAACAAAAAGCACUUAAACAUCAUCCGGACAAAAAUCGUGGUGAUGUUGAAGCUGAAAAAAAAUUUAUGGACAUUAGCGAAGCAUAUGAAAUAUUAUCCGAUCCAUAUAAACGUUCUUUAUAUGAACGUUUUGGUUCUGAAGAAUUACGAAAUUAUUUAGGUGCAGAUCCUCGUUCACAUUUUCAUACGUCCGGUAAUUAUUAUUCAGAAUAUGGAACUGAUUCGAAUAAUGAGUAUACAUAUGAUCCAUAUAAUAAUUAUUUUGUACGUUAUAAAGAUCCAUCAACAUUCUAUGAUUUAUAUGUUACAUUAGAAGAAGUUAAUAAGGGUGCAACACGAAAAAUAAAAGUAACACGUAAACGAUUUAAUGCUGAACUUAAUGCAACUGUACCAGAUGAAAAACUACUUGAAAUUCAGAUAAAACCUGGUUGGAAAGAAGGAACUAAAAUAACCUUUGAAGGUGAAGGUGACGAAGGUGAUAAAAAUACUAUAGCAGGUGAUAUUGUAUUUAUUAUUCGAGAUAAACCACAUUCAGCAUUUGAACGAUCGCAUUCGGAUUUAAUCUAUCGAGUUAAAUUAACUUUAAAACAAGCAUUACUCGGUACAUUAGUUGUUAUACCAUUUCUUGAUUCAACAAAAGCACCCUAUCAAUUUCGUUCGAAUCUUGACAUUAUCACACCACAAACAGAGAAACGUUUUAUAAAUGAAGGUCUACCUUAUCCAAAAGAUCCAACAAGACGAGGCGAUCUUAUUGUUAAAUUUGAUAUUCUUUUUCCAAAAGCGCUCAAUAAAGAGCAGCGUACAAUUGUAGAUUGUUGCUUUUCCAAUUCUAUUGAUUUUUAUCAACCCCAUGAUUGUGUAUAUCAUAAUACAAUUAUUGAACCAAUAGUAACACCAGAACAACCACCCCCAGCACAACAACAGCAGCAGCAAUCUUCAUCAUCAACAUCAUCAACAUCAUCAUCACCUUCUUCACAGUCACAACAGCAACAACAACAAACAUCAGCCACACAAAAAUCACAAGCAUCAUCAUCACAAAAACCACAAGCAUCACCCUCACAAAAACCGCAAGCGUCACCCUCACAAAAACCGCAAGCGUCACCCUCACAAAAAACACAAGCGUCACCCUCACAAAAACCAUCUAUUCCAAAUUUAAAUAGCACACCAACGAACAAACCUCAAUCCACAACGACUAACACGAAUCAUCAUAAUCACAACAAUAAUAUUAAUAGCAAUAAUCAUCAUCAUAAUCCUCUUCACCAUCAAAACGUCUUAAAUCGUAAUGGUAAUAUCAACGGACAUGAAAAGUCAGCCGAUUCUCCAAAUAAAAUUCUUAUUAAAAAUAAAAUAUCCUCUGUAGAUCCUUCUUUAUACGCAUCACUAUCAACCUCACCUGCAACGUCACUUAUCAAGGAGACUAUUUUUUGA